Glossina fuscipes is the source of this 2605-nucleotide messenger RNA. Its product is annotated as ubiquitin-conjugating enzyme E2Q-like protein CG4502. Lineage: Eukaryota; Metazoa; Arthropoda; Insecta; Diptera; Glossinidae. The record is from RefSeq and is a predicted model, not a curated record. The coding region runs from base 807 to 1550 and encodes 247 amino acids. The transcript is spliced from 6 exons.
GUACGUGUUUAGUGUUGUUGGUUUUUGUCUGCAAUGGUUAUAACUUAAUUACAGAUAAUUAAAAUUAUCACGCCAAGCAUACUCAAAAGGAAAAGUGAAAAUAAAUUAAAUUUUCAAAUAUUUUGCAAUCAGUUUGUGUGUGCUUUUAAUACUUGUUGUUUUUGCUAUUUUACGUCAAAAAAAAAAUUACGAACACCAGAAGAAACACACAACAUACAAAUAAAUAAGUAAUAAAGUAUGUAAGAUAUUCUUUGAUGGAAAAAGGGAAGAAUGUAUUUAAAAAGCGCAAUUUAAAUAUGAGAACACAUUCAAACACAUAAGAGUGUUUGUAACAUUAAUCUGACAUAGAGGCGAGCGAGCUAAUAAUACAACUUCCUUGUGAUGCUUUUUAUUUUUGUAACCGGCGACAAAUUGAUUUUGCACAACACACAAUAACGUCGUCGUUUUUGUUUUUGUUAUUUUUUGUUUUUGUUUUUUUUUUUAAUAAAAUACACAGAACUGAUAGCUAAGUUUUGUGUUGAAAUCAAUGGAAAAUUGAAAGGCUUUAAUUGGUGUAUUGCGUUCGAUGACGUUCCGUUUUCAUUGCGCCAGACUUUAGCGAAUUAAAAGGAUCUUUGCAGUUGAGUUAGGCUUAUGGUUAACGCACAACUUUUACAUUUUGUUUUUUAACGCUAUAUGUAGAAAAGUGUACAUUGGACUGAAAAUAAUCAUAAAAAUAAUAAUAAUAAGUGUGUUAAAGGAAAUUAAAGCAACAAACAUAUACCACCGUUAGAAAAUCAAAAUUUUUUAAUAUAUUAAUACACAAAAUGUCAUCGCGCUCUAAGGACAAAGUGGUAUCCACUCUGCGUAAAAUCUUCAAAGGCGAUAAUGAGCGAAAUGGCGAAAUGUUCGAGGGUAAAACUGUUGAUAAAAGUGCAGCUGCCGCCUCAAAAACCGUUAACGAUUCCAAUGCUGAAUCGCCCGGUAAACGGAUGCGAAGACAAGAGCACAAAAUAAAACCUCAACAGAAUGGUAUAAAAACGGUACCCGAUUUGAAUAUAAGAGCCCGACGUCUUAUGAAAGAAUACAAGGAAAUACAAAAAAUUCAAAAUAGCAAAAAAGAUCCUGUUUUCACGGUGGAACUUAUUAACGAUAAUCUCUAUGAGUGGUAUGUUCGUUUACAUAUAGUUGAUCCGGAUUCAAAAUUAGCUAAAGAUAUGGUUGACAUGCAUAUACCGUUUAUACUCCUGCAUUUGGUAUUUCCUGAUAAUUUUCCUUUUGCUCCGCCAUUUAUGCGUGUAGUUGAGCCACAUAUUGAGAAGGGCUACGUUAUGGAUGGUGGGGCCAUUUGCAUGGAAUUGCUGACACCGCGUGGUUGGGCUAGUGCCUAUACAGUUGAAGCUUUACUUAUGCAAUUCUCGGCCAGUCUUGUUAAAGGACAGGGGCGCAUCAUGAAGAAAAACCGAAAUACCAAAGAAUUUACCAGACGGGGAGCUGAGGAGGCUUUUCGUUCUCUGGUAAAGACCCAUGAGAAAUAUGGUUGGGUAACACCUUCACUCUCGGAUGGUUAGAUGGUCGAUCUUUUCUAUAUAUAUAGCAAGUGCUGCUCUCUUUCUGCCACCAAUUUCAAUUUAUAGUCUCAAUGUGUAUUCUUUGUAUAUAGAAAUCUAGAUUUCCGUUUAUAUAAUAUUGUUGGCUGCGUUUAACCAGUGCUAACACACUAUUAAUAAUAAGAUUACAUGUAUUUGCAAUUUAUCUAAUAGAGUUAUAUGUGAUUUCAACAUUUAGUGAUAAAGUAGGUUUAGUGCCAUAUGGAUAAGGAAUGGCAGUGUUGUGAAUCUAUGUGCUCAGAUAUUUAUAUUCGAACACUUUCUCUAUCUCUCUAUAUGUUUCUUCUAAAAACAAAGAUCAAAAAUUAUUCCCUCUAUUUUAAAACGUACAAUCAAUCACAUCAUUCACAUUAAACUUAAAACAAGGAAAACCAAAUCAAAAUAUUUUAAUGUUAAACUGAUAUCCGUAUGAUAAGUGACUAUAUGUUGAUUAUGCUUUAUAUGUGCACAUAGCGCAUAAUACACUUUUCCAUAUCUACUUUUUGUUUUGUUUUAUUUGGUUAUAUAACAAUUAAAAUAGCAUUUAUUAUAUAAUGAGAUCUACUUACCCUACUGAUCGACCAAUAGAUAGAUGUAAUCACUUUAUAUCCUUUAUAUCUAUGUUUAUAUUAUUUGAAAAAAAUUCUCGCUUUAAUACCAGCAAAUACAUUAAUUAUCGAACAACAUAAAGAAGAAAAAAAAAGAAGAAAAAAAGAAGAAGAACAACAACAACAAUAAUAAUAAUAAUAAUAAUAAAAAACAUAUUGAUCCCUCCAUAUUAAUGCGCAUUGUGUUACAUAUAAGAACCCAUAACGUAUAUUAGUUAUAUUAAAGGUUAAGUAAUGCAAUUAUUGGGUAUGCAACCAAUUUAAUAUGUAAAUGUAAAACUGCAGUAUUCGCGUAAUUGUGUACAUAAAUAUGCACACAUACUUGUAUUCCUAGAAUUUAUAUUCAUUAACGUACGAAGAUACAAAUUCUGUAAACCAAUUAAUUUUGUGAUUUAUAAAAUACUUGAUGUAAUAUUAAUUACUUUAAUU